Acanthisitta chloris (rifleman) is the source of this 704-nucleotide messenger RNA. It is a transcript of the gene COQ2, whose product is annotated as coenzyme Q2 4-hydroxybenzoate polyprenyltransferase. Gene Ontology annotation, biological process: ubiquinone biosynthetic process. Gene Ontology annotation, cellular component: mitochondrial inner membrane. The annotation marks the transcript as partial. The record is from RefSeq and is a predicted model, not a curated record. NCBI's taxonomy places the organism in Eukaryota, Metazoa, Chordata, Aves, Passeriformes, Acanthisittidae. The transcript is spliced from 5 exons.
GGACGUGGCUGCUGUACCUGCCGUGCUCCUGGAGCAUCGCGCUGGCGGCCGGGCUGGCCUGCCUGCCCGACGGGCACAUGCUGUCGCUGUUCGGCGUCGGUGCUGUGCUGAUGCGCGGGGCUGGCUGCACCAUCAACGACAUGUGGGACCGCGACUACGACAGAAAGGUUGUGAGGACAGCCAGUAGACCCCUGGCAGCUGGAGAUAUCUCCACUUUCCAGUCCUUGGUUUUCCUUGGGGGACAGCUGAGCUUGGCUCUCUGUGUGCUUCUAUGUCUGAAUUACUACAGCAUCAUUCUGGGAGCAGCAUCACUGUCCCUUGUGGUCACCUACCCUCUGAUGAAGAGAAUAACAUACUGGCCACAGCUAGUUCUGGGUCUCACAUUUAAUUGGGGAGCCCUUCUUGGCUGGUCUGCCAUCAGAGGCUCAUGUGAGUGGUCUGUGUGCGCACCCCUGUACCUGGCUGGAGUCAUGUGGACCUUGGUGUACGACACCAUUUAUGCACAUCAGGAUAAGAAGGACGACAUCAUGAUUGGUGUGAAGUCAACUGCAUUGCACUUCAAGGAGGAUACAAAGCAGUGGCUCAGUGGCUUCAGCUUGGCCAUGCUCCUAAGCCUGUGUGUGACAGGGAUGAACUGUAACCAGACCUUCCCAUACUACUCAGCUGUGGCUGCUGUUGGGGCUCACCUAGCACACCAGGUUUGA